AUGAUAAAGGGAAAAUGGGAGAGAGUCCAAACCUCUUGGACUUGGGAGAAUUUCACGAGGGAGUUCAACGAGAAGUUCCUUCCGCCUCUGAUCCAAGAGAAACGGGAGGACGAGUUUAUAAUGUUGAAACAAGGAACUCUUAAUGUUGCUGAGUAUGAAGGGAAGUUUACUAAGCUUUCUAAGUAUGCUCCCGAAUUGGUGACCAAUGAGCGGAAAAGGAUAAGACGUUUUGUACAAGGGCUUAAUGUAGAAAUCCAAGAGGGCUUGGCUGCGGCCCAAAUCUCUACGUUUACUGAGGCUUUAGAGAAAGCGCAAAGAGUUGAGAGCGCAAGAAUGCAAGCUAGUAAAAGAACCCCACCUUCCAAGAUCGGAAGAGGAAUGGGAGGAGUAAGGACUACUAGAGCUUCAAGGGGAGUUUUAUCCAGAGGAGGUCGUAGUGGGCCAGUUCAAGCAAGAGGAGUGCCUUCUAGUGGUUCGGCAGUGACGCCUCAAGUUAACUGUGGUUACUGUGGUAAACCAAAUCAUUUGGAGAAUGAGUGUUGGAGGAAGUCGGGGAAGUGUUUGUUCUGUGGUAAUGCCGAGCACCAGCUCGCAAAUUGUCCAAGUAAGGUGAAAGUACGAGGCAGCACUCAAAAGUCAGAAAAAUCAACCUCUAAGCAAACUAGUGCUAGAGGGAGUCGACCUAGAGUAACGGCUAGGGUUUAUGCACUGGAUCAUCAACAGAUUCCCGAUGCGACCGAGGCGGUUAAAGGUACGAUCCCUAUUUUCUACCGUUUAGUUAAGGUUUUAAUUGACCCAGAUGCAACGCAUUCUUUUGUAAACCCUAAUUUCAUAAGUGGAAUAGACUUAAAGCCAAUUCAGUUACCUUAUGAUUUAGAGGUUAGAACACCGACUGGGGAUCAAAAUUUACUAGCUAAUUUGGUGUAUAAGGAUUGUGAGAUAUGGGUUGGAGAACGGAAAUUACUGGCCAAUCUGAUAGGUUUGGCGAUUAAAGGGUAUGAUGUGAUCCUAGGAAUGGACUGGUUAGCUCUUUAUAAUGCUCAGUUGAACUGUAAGACGAAAACAGUAGAAUUGUGCAUUCCGAGAGAGGCAAACCUGAAAUUGGAUAUGAGGGGUAGAUUAGCCUCAUCUGCACUUAUCUCAGGAAUUCGAGUUAGGAAAAUGCUAAGUAAGGGAGCUCAGGGAUAUUUGGCUUUCUUAUCAAUAACCCUAGUGAUAAAGUGA
Coffea eugenioides is the source of this 1224-nucleotide messenger RNA. RefSeq lists its product as uncharacterized. Bases 1 to 1224 code for a protein of 407 amino acids. The record is from RefSeq and is a predicted model, not a curated record. Lineage: Eukaryota; Viridiplantae; Streptophyta; Magnoliopsida; Gentianales; Rubiaceae. Gene Ontology annotation, molecular function: zinc ion binding; nucleic acid binding. The transcript is spliced from 2 exons.